AUGAAGUUAACCCAAAAGCCGACGCUUUCGGCCAUUGCUGCCAUUACGACUUUUAUCGGAUGCACGCAAGCCGUUGGCGAUUGCGACGGUGGUGGACCCUGGAAUUCAAACCCCGUUGGCUAUGACACUGGCGGAGAAUGGUGUGCUACUAAGUGGAAGGACGGUGCCGCCAUCAACGGUAUACAAGGUUGGGCAAACGGUGACAGCGUCAAUGCUGUUGAGUUCCAAUACACGAACGGAGUCGCUCCAGAAUUGUACGGCAAGAUGACUGGAGAAAAGAAGGACUGGCUUACGUGGGACACGACAGUAGACACGGUUGAGUCCAUAACCAUGUGGCCCAACGGCAGAUCCGAUGUGAGGCGAGUAGCUGCCAUUGAGAUCAAGAUCAGCAACAGGGACGCGUGGAGGGUUGGUACUGUCCCGCCCAACACUCAAGGCUACGACAGUCCUGUUGUCAAUGGCGCAGGCAUUAUCAUGGGCGCCUAUGGUAGACAAGGAGGCAGCAUUGACGCACUUGGCUUCCUAAUGAUGGAUUCUGCCAUCAAGAACCGGGAUGUCAAGGACUUCGCCCCCAACGGCGAUAGCAUCAACGGCGCCAACGAGGCGCUCAAAAACCAGAAACCUGAAUCCAUCGACUCAUAUACGCAGGAGAACUGGACUGGCGAAAACCAGACAUACCAGUACGAUAGGACAAUCAGCAAGACGAGGAGCUGGUCGACCACAAGGACCUCGUCCAAGACGUUUGGUGGCUCCGUCGGCGCCAGCAUUGAUUUUGGACUACCGGCGAUAGGCUUGGGUGGAAGUGUGGAUCUCUUGUUUUCGGUGAGCGGCAAGAUCCCCAAGGGCGAGGCCAUUUACUGCGAGGCAUUGGCUUUCAGCGGCAAAUACGACUUGGAUUAUGGCAGCACGAUUGAGCUCGAGCUUUCGAGCGGGCGAACUUGGUCUUAUCAUGAGGCAGGAACUGUGAAGGGUGUCGCGUGGUCCAAGAAUGAGAACAAGUGCAUCAGCUACAAAAAGGGAGAAGAUGGCGCUACGGUAUUGGAGGCAAAGCUCAAGGAGUGGAAGGAGAACCCUGAGAAAGAGCAGCAGGAUAAUGACGAACGUGAACAGAGGGCCGAAGAGGAUUCAGAAGAGCCUGAGCCCACGACAACCACUGAGGUUUCUGCCUCUGCGACCGCAAGUGCUACGCCGUCGAAGACAAGCAAAGCUACACCUACCAAGACAGAGGACUCUGAGCCGGCCGCGACAGAUGAGCCUGAAGAGGAGGAAGAGGAAGAGGAAGAGCCCACAGGCGAGGAAGAGGAUGAAGAGCCCGCAGAUGAGGAUGAAGAGCCCGCAGAUGAGGAUGAAGAGCCCGCAGAUGAGGAUGAAGAGCCCGCAGAUGAGGAUGAAGAGCCCGCAGAUGAGGAAGAUGAUGAAGAAGAGCCAAUUGAUGGAGAGGAUGAAGAGCCCGCAGAUGAGGAAGAGGAGCCAGUGGAUGAGGAGGAAGAAGAGGAACCUAUCGAUGAGGAAGAAGAAGAACCUGUCGAUGAAGAAGAAGAAGAAGAAUCUACCGAUAGCGAAGAUGAGGAAACCGUUGACGAGGAGGAAGAGCCCGUUGAUGAGGAAGAGGAGCCGAUUGAUGAGGAGGAAACCACAGAAGAGGAUGAGUCCACGGCGACUGCUGAGUCUUCAGCCACAGCUGAGGCCACAGCUGAGGCCACGCUCGAAGUCUCACUCGGUGAUCCUGAGCCCACUGCUACAGAAGAAGAACCUAUUUCAACCACCACACCCAAGGCCCGUCAAAGCGCCACCUCUCGCGCUCGUCCUAGCACCAGACGCAACGUGGAACGUGCCGAGAUUACUCCUGCCCCAGUGGCUUCUGUGGGUAAGCGCAGCAUGUGGUUUACUGCUUAA
This is a messenger RNA of Didymosphaeria variabile, 1896 nucleotides long. RefSeq lists its product as uncharacterized. The record is from RefSeq and is a predicted model, not a curated record. Lineage: Eukaryota; Fungi; Ascomycota; Dothideomycetes; Pleosporales; Didymosphaeriaceae. The transcript has 3 exons. The coding region runs from base 1 to 1896 and encodes 631 amino acids.